CUCUAUCCACACACGCGCGCGCGCGCUCGCGCUCCCUGUAAAUCCUCGCGUUCAGCGCGCACCGGUUCCACGACCAUCUGGAUAUAGCGCGUUUGCCUGUUGGCUUGUUUGUUUGUUUUUUAUCCUUCAUUUUUUUUUUUUUGUUUCUUAUCUUAUCUGAUGCGUUCUGGACGUUAAGGUCAGCAUGUGAUUCGCUCUGUACCUCUGGCACGCGCGAGACAGCUGCAACUCUCAGUGUUAUCUGAGAACUCGCUCGCGCUCUCUCGCGAUCUCUCUCUCUCUCUCUCUCGCGCGCGCAUAAAUAUCGAAUAACGUAUAACUUGAGCACAAGUUGCGUAAAAAAUCCUUCAUGAUGGGAAACAACGGCGUUUUACCUGCCAGAAGACAUGCAGCUGUGUGUGUUAUACUGGCGACCUUCUCUGCCGUAGCGAUGGCUUGUAACAGCUAUUAUGACAAUGCUAUCAAGGAGUUAUGCCUGGCCAAGUUCAAGGAGGACAUGGAAGCUCUGGACCAGGGCCACUGGUGCAGCUGGGAGGACACAGUAGAGUCCUAUGGAGAGCUGACAAACUGUACGUUCCUGGUGGCCUGGAAGCUCAACUGUUUCUGGCCCAACAGGAUAGUGGACGAAUUCUUCAUCAGCGUUCACCAGAACUACUUCCACAACUGCUCACCCACAGGCCGACUUCCUCAUGAUCCACCCAACAGGAUUUUAGGGCCCUUCAUUGUUGUACCCAUUGUGGUCACUUUACUCAUGACUGCCCUGGUGGUGUGGAGGAGUAAACGCAGCGAGGGCAUUGUGUAACUGCCUGCUUCAGUGAUCCUCUGAAGCACAGAGGCUCACAUCACCAAACCCAGAGAACACACACACUAUGCUGCUGGAAAAGAGACGUGUUCAACUACUGACUUGUAUCUCAUCAAAUAGCUAAAGAAUGGAGCAGCAUGCUGGCUACACACACACACACACAUAUUUGCACACAUUAUUAGAAACUGUCUUUACAAUAUAUGAUACAGACAAAACUUCAUUUCAUAGACUUGUGUCAUAUAUCUACAAGGUCCUGGAUGGUAAUCCAAAGCAGUGCAUUUUCAUCACAAUACCUCAUUGUUGAAACAGCUGAAGUGCAAGUGGAAAUGACACUGGCUGAAUAAAUCUAAUUUAUGGACAGAUGAACCACAAAAGCAGAACGCUGGACUUCGCUCGUCUCUCUCCUCUCACCACUCAUGCAUUCUCAUGCUGUGCAUUGUAUCCAAUCCUGAUAAUGUUUAGUCUUGUUGAUAUGCUGAACGGGUUUAUUUGCAAAACGGAAUAAAUCACGUGACUAAUAUCACACUGUAUACCUGACAGUGAAACAGGGGUUUACUUACGCGGUCUGUAACGCUAGUUGAUUUGACUAGAGACGAUCAGAGACUUCGGUUAAUUGGUUACUUGAAUGUUUAUUCGGAGUGAAACUUGUAAAUCUGGCAACUUCAGAUCAUAUUCCGUUUAUCAUCCUUUGUUUAAAUUUAAAUCUGAUUGCUUUUAUUUUAACGUGUCCUGAUUGUUAAACCGAAAAUAAAGGCGCUUGAAAGGAAGCGAUGGCAGCUCAGAUUUUCUACAUUUGUGACUUGUGGCUAGAAGGCUGUUAGCAAAAAAUGCAGGAUUUCCAAUAAAGGCACCGCCUCACCCCUGAGGAA
Silurus meridionalis is the source of this 1671-nucleotide messenger RNA. RefSeq names its product receptor activity modifying protein 1 (gene ramp1). Gene Ontology annotation, molecular function: coreceptor activity. The record is from RefSeq and is a predicted model, not a curated record. The coding region runs from base 350 to 802 and encodes 150 amino acids. The transcript is spliced from 3 exons. Lineage: Eukaryota; Metazoa; Chordata; Actinopteri; Siluriformes; Siluridae. Gene Ontology annotation, biological process: cellular response to hormone stimulus; regulation of G protein-coupled receptor signaling pathway; G protein-coupled receptor signaling pathway. Gene Ontology annotation, cellular component: signaling receptor complex; cell surface; membrane.